Messenger RNA from Oppiella nova, 796 nucleotides. Lineage: Eukaryota; Metazoa; Arthropoda; Arachnida; Sarcoptiformes; Oppiidae. The record is from the annotation of a GenBank genome assembly.
CACGCCUACCGGUGCUGUCGAUACGGAUUUCGAUCACUUCUGGCAAGAGAUGCUUAAUCAGGCGAACACUAAGUUCAUGGAGGCCAAGCACCUGAAGAAUGAGAGCCAAUCGGAGCACAACUUAUGUAUUCAGCAGUAUUUAGACGAACAGAAACGUCUGUCCACUUUGGAAAAGCAGCUCAAAAGUGCCAUAAAAAAGUCAAAGCCAUACUAUGAGGAGUCGGCUACAGUUCAGACAGAGCUGAACGCCAUUAAGGCUCGCAUCGAGUCGUUAAAUACGGUAAUACUGGAGGCGAAGACCAGUUACUCGAAGACCCUCCGAGACUUAGAGUCCAUAUCGGAUGAGAUACACGAGAAAAGGGCUCAACUCAUGGCUAAGUCACUGACCAGAGAGCCGGGUGUAGGGGCUGAGCGCGAAGAGACUCAUUGCGAGGCAUUUACUGAUAAUGGCGAGUCGUGCGAAGAAGUGCCACAAUUGGAUCCAUUAGACACAGAAGAAGUCAGUGAUAGGCAAGUGAUGGACAGUCUGUCGCCAAACACAUCGCUCGCCUCCCGAUCUCCACUGUUAGGCCAGUCGUCGUCGUCGUCGCUCAACACCACCGAAGACGACAGUUCUGUCGCCGCGGAGGAAUCGACGGCCACUACUCAAGCAUUUAUAGACUCAACGGACGGCCCACUUCUCGCCGGUGAUAGCGAAGAGGUGACCGCCGACGACACUACUAAUGGCAACUCAGUUAACGAUACAAACGCUAAUCGUAUCGAAAAGUCUUUUGUUGAAAUCGAUUUGAAUAAUUGA